Messenger RNA from Mollisia scopiformis, 1266 nucleotides. RefSeq names its product mitochondrial putative malate dehydrogenase. Lineage: Eukaryota; Fungi; Ascomycota; Leotiomycetes; Helotiales; Mollisiaceae. The coding region runs from base 1 to 1026 and encodes 341 amino acids. Gene Ontology annotation, cellular component: mitochondrion; cytoplasm. Gene Ontology annotation, biological process: tricarboxylic acid cycle; malate metabolic process. Gene Ontology annotation, molecular function: L-malate dehydrogenase (NAD+) activity. The record is from RefSeq and is a predicted model, not a curated record. The transcript has 5 exons.
AUGUUCGCCGCACGCAGAGCAUUGACGGGCGUUGCCCAAGCACGAGCCUUCUCAGCUUCUGCCAGAGACUUGUCGAAGGUUACCAUUUUGGGUGCUGCUGGUGGAAUCGGACAGCCAUUGUCCCUCCUCUGCAAGCUCAACCCUCGUGUUACAGAGCUCGCCCUCUAUGAUAUCCGACUGGCACCAGGUGUUGCUGCCGAUGUCAGCCAUAUCAACACCAAGAGCAAGGUUACUGGAUACGACCCAACACCAAGCGGACUCGCAGCUGCUUUGAAGGGUGCCGAAAUUGUUCUCAUCCCGGCUGGUGUUCCCCGCAAGCCAGGAAUGACCCGCGACGAUCUAUUCAACACCAAUGCGUCCAUCGUCCGCGAUCUCGCAAAGGCCGUUGCCGAGUCUGCCCCAGAUGCCAACAUCCUUGUUAUCUCGAAUCCAGUCAACAGCACUGUCCCAAUCGUCGCUGAGAUCCUGAAGGCAAAGGGAGUCUACAACCCCAAGCGUCUGUUCGGUGUUACUACUCUCGAUGUCGUCCGUGCCUCUCGAUUCGUUUCUGAGAUCAAGAACACCGACCCAAGAGAUGAGAACAUCACUGUUGUUGGCGGUCACUCCGGUGUUACCAUUGUUCCUCUCUUCUCGCAAUCGUCGCACCCAGAUCUCGUUGGUGAUGCCACUCUCCUGAACCGUGUCCAAUUCGGUGGUGAUGAGGUCGUCAAGGCUAAGGAUGGUGCUGGAUCUGCUACCCUCUCUAUGGCCAUGGCUGGUGCUCGUUUCGCAGAGAGCUUAUUGAAGGCUGCUCAAGGCGAGAAGGGUGUUGUCGAGCCAACUUUCGUUGACAGCCCAUUGUACAAGGACCAAGGAAUUGAUUUCUUUGCCAGCAAAGUUGAGCUCGGCCCCAACGGUGUUGAGAAGAUUCACGACGUUGGAAAGCUUACCGCUGAGGAGCAAAAGCUUCUGGACGCUUGCUUGGAGGAUUUGAAGAAGAACAUCGACAAGGGAGUUGCAUUCGUCGCCUCGAACCCAGGAAAGUAAAGAUACCACGGCAUAUGGUUGGGGUUCAUAGAGGAGAGGAUCUGGUGGGGUGGAACUGAUUGCCCAUAUCGAGGCCUGCGUCUUUUAUGCGUAGAUGUAGAUUUCGAUCUUGUAUCAAAACAAACCAUUAAGAUUCUAAUCUCUACUCUGAAUACUCUGUUAAUCUAUUGGUGGUUGAUUCCGCACGCAAUGUAAAAUGCAACAUUAACCUGUCUUAGGUCUGAUUUUUCAUUCAGACAU